GCCGCCCACCGCUCACCUUCCUCGUUGACGUCAUUCCUGUGCGACAGGCCUCGGCGUACAGCGUCCUGACGCGUUAUUGGAUAGAAGCUGGAAAUGGGAGGACGGGCUACGCUGGUAGCAUGGAUUCUUCUUCUCCGUCAAACAGUGGCAACAGCUCGGUCCACAGUGGGAACCGGAAACAAAGUAUAAUCAACAUUCCUGACAGGACCGGGAUCGAGUCUUGUUAUGAUCGGAAAGGGGACAAGGCUGGAUACGCAGCUCCGCAGGGCGGCGUGACCGUAACGUCUCUGAAGUCCCGUCUCGCCCCGACCAUUCAGACGGCCAUGUCCGCCGUCGUCGAUACUCUUCUCGGGGAAGUGGUGCUUGUGCUCAACGAGACUCAGCAGGAGUUGCUCCACAAGGAGCAGGAGAACGAGAGACUCAAAGUGCGCCUGGAGGUGUCGGAGAGGGAGUUGAAGACUUUACAGGAGUGCCUUUGUAGCGCCCAGAAGCUCAUAGACCAGCUCCAGAUCUCCUACACGGGCCCCCCAUUCAACCAGUCCGUUUUCACCCCUUCGCUGUCUUCCAUGGCGUCAAUGACUGCCGACUUGGACCGCGACCACCAGAACGGACGCAAUGUGAACGGAGCCGGUGUGGACUUGGGUCUCAGUGGCUCUGUGGAUGAUUCGCUUCAUGGGUUUGAGCCAAGAGAUGACUACAAAAUGUGCCAGCUUUCAAUCCAACCAGAUGGCUCCGUGACGAACCACGCUCUGGACUCCUUUGCUUCCAACACAUCUCAUAUGUGCUCCGAUUCCAGCAGACCAGGACCAGGCGGAGGGUCUGGGUUUGAGAUCAAAGAGGAGCAGGGCCCCGCUUCAGGCUCUGGUCAGCCCAGCAGGAAGGAGCCUGGCUACGUUCAAGUUGGAGAGGAGGGAGGUUCCCAGGGUUCCUUCACUCACCCUCUACGUCACCAAAGACCUGUGCGAGAAUGCAGCAGUGCCUUGCAGCAGGGUGGACUUGAUGGACAGAAGCAAUUGGCCAGGAGCGCUGGAGCCGGGAGAGUAGACAGUGUUUCACCAGGCAGAGCAGAAGACUCUGCAGGACCUUCGGCUUCUGAAACACCUGGUGAGCCCUCUCUAGAUCGGCCUCACCACUGCUUGGAGUGUGGAAAGACCUUCCGUCUGAUCUCCAGCCUGAAGAAGCACAUCCGCAUCCACACUGGAGAGAAGCCCUACCCGUGUGCAGUCUGUGGCCGCCGCUUCCGUGAGUCAGGAGCCCUGAAAACCCACCUGCGCAUACACACGGGCGAGAAGCCGUACUCCUGCUCCGAGUGUGGCAACUGCUUCCGCCACUUGGACGGUUUGCGCAAACACCGCCGCACGCACACCGGAGAGAAACCCUACGUGUGUGCCAUCUGCGGGAAGCGCCUAAGCCGCCUGCAGCAUCUCAAACACCACCAGCUCAUCCACACUGGAGAGAGGCCGUGCUGCUGCCCCUUCUGCAACCGCAGCUUCAAGGAGCCCGCGGCGCUGCGGAAGCACAUCCGCACGCACCGGGAGGAAGGUGGUCACAUGGGGAUCGCGGCCAGUGAUGACACGGACCCAGAUGCCUUGGAUGACAUUAACAAUCUCCACCCGGCAGCGCCGUCCCCUCAGAUGAGGUUUGGGGAGUGGGGACCUGAGGAGGAUGACAGCUCAGUUGUGGACUGUGUGUAGGGCUCGAUUUAAGGAGUGUUGGUAUUCUUACCAUGAGACUUUCUCUGGGUGAAGAACAUGGAAUACGGCGAGUUUCUAAACAUGAUAGAUGGAUAAGGUCAUCUCUGUUCCAUGCUGUUGAAGUGAAUACUCAGGCUACAUAUAACCGUAGACUUGGAGAUUUGAUUAUAUCUGGCAUUUUUAAUGUUUUACUCUCUUAGAGGAAAUUCUUUGUAUUUGAAUAUAGACGGUGCAUUCUUCCACAGUGAGUAUUUUUUUCAGGCAUUCAAAAGGCAGCAGCAGGAGCAUACAGGUUGUUCUUGGCACAUGGAGUUGCUGGUUUGCUAACUUCCGGGCAAUAGUUUGGGAAAUUGAUGGCAGAAGUGGAUUAGAGCUGUUUCCUCACUUUAAAUAUAUAAGUGCCUAAAUACUCAACCAUCAACCGACACGCUGCUGCUGCUGCUGCUGCUGCUGCUGCUGCUGCUGUUGUUCAAGGUCCACCUGGAUUUUAAUCUCAACAAACUGUUACAUUACAACUCUGAUCACAACUUUUUUUUAAUAGUUUCACACAUUGAAGAGACUGUAUUUGCUGUUGAAUUCUCUUAAGUUUCCAAUUGGGCAUGCUUUUGCCAACACACUGAGCUGCUCAAAUACAUAGAAAUGGAUCUAGGGCUGCAGAAUUUGUAUCGAAAUUGCAAUAUGGCCUGAAGCUAUUUUCAAAUAGCAGGAGGUCCAUUUGUUAAACCAAAAAUAUUUGCCAAAAUACCAUUUUAAAACUUGAUAAAUCGAUAAUAUUUGAGUUGUAGUAUUUCCUACACAAUAUUUUUAAGUCCGUUAGUCCGGUUAGUGUUGUAGAUGACCAUAGACCAGAGUAUUGAUAUUGCAACAAUAUUGUGGGGUUGACCAAAAAAUGUACACAAUGAGAUAUUUGUUAAAUAAUCAUCAGUAAUGUAAAUAUAAUUUCUAAGUGGGUGAAAGCCGAACAGCUAGAAAAAUUAAACAGCUGCGUCAGAAAAUCACUUUACUAUAAUGCAGCCUUUAAAACCAGGAGAUGACAUCUACCGUAAAAUGCGGGUUAUAAGCUGAUACUUUUUUCCUCUCAACUUUGACACGGACGGCUAAUACAAGGGGACAAAGUUAUUUUUGUAUUGCUUUGUUCCUUUCAUUACCGGUGGUCGUUUCGAGGGUUUGUCAGGUACCGCUAAAUUAGCGGUAUAUAUACCGCGGCGGCUUGUUUAAGAUUUAAUACUUUUAUUUUUAUUUAGUAGAUGCGGCGUAUUAAAGGGUGUGCUUUAUAGCCUGCAUCUGACGGUAGUCUCAUGUCACGAUAAGGAUAUAUUGAGAUAUUGCACUGCCAGAUAUCAUUGUAAUGCCACAGAUGUCACCACUAUCCUGUGGUUAGCUCCUGGUGGAGUCAUCAAAUCGAAGAGGGCAGCGUGGACCUGCAGUCUACCGUCUGUAGGCCGAAUGGCUCAAAUAUCAUUUUGACCACAUACGCAGCAGUCGACUGUCCCAUUCUGAAGCCCUGCUCUGUCUUAUAAUGUCUUUAUAAUAUCUUGUGUUUGGAGGCGUCUGUGCAUUAAUUUGGCCGUUCGAAGAGGGCACACAGCCAGUUGGCAUCAGCAUGCAUCCGGAUCAACAGCGUAAACACGUCACUGUUUCUCCUGUCUUUUUGAUUUUCAUCUCUCUUUUAUGGACCAUAUCUUUUUGCAUUCCACUUUUGUUCAAGCUGCUGCUGUCUGUCUGGAAAGCGUUCCCUUUUCUGGACCCGUGUUAAUGUAGCCAGCCGGUCCGCUCGCAAUUACUAGUGGACGGCUUUUGGUGCCUGCAUGUGCAUUUCUGUUUCUCCGCUGGCAUCGCGUGCCUCCCGGCUGUUUCUGUACAUAAGAAUGUAGUUUUAGCCAUUUUACCUGGAUUAAUGAGGGUUUAACAUUUGUGGACAAGUUAAUGUGCAACAACGACUUAAAAGAAAAAGUAACGUGUUAUGAAAACGUCAGUAUGCUCACAUGCAAUGUAAUUAUAUAUAUAUACUCUUAUUGACAUUCUUCCUGAUGUGAUGCAUCAGGGUUAACAGAGGGGUAUUACUCUUCUCUGCCUUUUGAGCUACACUGUAGGUAUCUGGUGUCAUUUACCAUGUUUUACUACUAUAACGAUCCCCGUGUAACUCUAUGUACAUUUACAAGACUGAGUCAUUUUAAACACCACUGAAAAUGUUACUGUUACUGUAUAUGCAGAAUAUGAUUUGCCAUGGUAGUCUCGUUCUUGUAUAAUCAUAUUUUUUCAAAACAUUUUUUUUUUGUAUUGCAUACAGAGGGGGCCUUUGCAUGUAGGUUUAAACCGAAAUGGCAUUCUUCCGGGAAAAAGUCAGUGUUAAAAUGUUUUUCGUUAUGCAUCUUGUUCAACAUACAGUAUAUUCAUUCCACCUCAUCACAGUCACUCCAAUACCUUGCUGUAAAUGUUACUAUAUUAAAGGGCCUUGUUUAUACUCCU
Cyclopterus lumpus (lumpfish) is the source of this 4163-nucleotide messenger RNA. Its product is annotated as zinc finger protein 37. The record is from RefSeq and is a predicted model, not a curated record. Gene Ontology annotation, biological process: regulation of transcription by RNA polymerase II. Gene Ontology annotation, molecular function: DNA-binding transcription factor activity; RNA polymerase II cis-regulatory region sequence-specific DNA binding. Lineage: Eukaryota; Metazoa; Chordata; Actinopteri; Perciformes; Cyclopteridae.